This is a messenger RNA of Drosophila obscura, 4114 nucleotides long. RefSeq names its product cilia- and flagella-associated protein 61. The record is from RefSeq and is a predicted model, not a curated record. Lineage: Eukaryota; Metazoa; Arthropoda; Insecta; Diptera; Drosophilidae.
GUCGUGUGAAUUGUGAUGUGUGAACCAUAUCAAAUAUAUAUUUUGUGUGUUGUCUGAACCUGAAUCAUAGAAUGGCUAAGGCACCGAGCUAUGUGAUUCGGAUGGCUGGGGUCCAGGACCUGCCCCGAAUAGAGACCCUAUACAACACUUCCGGUACCCACCACUUUGGCGAGAAGAGGCGGCCUCCGCUCAUGCAACUGUUCAGCGAACACCAAGCCUAUCGGCUGAUUGUCUACGAUCCGAAUCACUUCACCACCCUUCUGGCGUAUGGAGAGUUCAACAUUCACCCCAACAUACCCGUGCUGGCCAACGACCUUUGGCUGCACUGGCUGAAUGCGCGCUUCUGCUUGGACCUGCCCCUCAGUCUGCUCAACACGAUCUUCUUCAACUUUUUCAUCUGUCAGAAUGAGCAUCCCACCAUUCUGAAGGACAUCGUCACGGAGAUAUUCUACAACGAGCACAAAGUCAACUUCCUGAUCGUCACCAGGCCAGCAAGGUCGAUCAAAAAGAUCGAUCCCUAUGAGUCCAUCCAGGAGUACGGCCAGACAUUUUACCCCAAGUAUUCCACGCUAUCGGAGCAGAGGGGCCUUCCCUCGGUCAUUAUAAUCAAUCGCAGAGACGUCAUGCCAACCAUCUCCUUUCGCAAGGCACUUCCCGAGGACAACGACGACAUUGUGGAGGUGAUAGACCACGAGGAGCCGCAUCUACGGCAGCAAAAUGGAGACUUCUACAUAGCCGAGGAGCUGCUCGACUCCGAAAGAACCGGCCAGAACGAGCUGAUCAUCGUGGCCGAGUUGGCCGAAGAGAUCGCUGGCCUGAUGUGGCUAACGGACAAGUUGGAUGUGGAGCUGCUGGCCAAAAAUUUUCAUCUCGAACGUCUGGGCAACCUCACGCGAUGCACGCCUGGAGCCAAACAUGGCCGCGUGUCCUUCGAAGUCAUCUCGGCGCACACAAAGCCGUACAAAGAUCUGUACACGGAGUCUGCACUGGCCAGCAAACCAAUCAAAUUACAGGGCAGCGCCACGACCGUGUCCAGCAUAGUCCCGUAUAGAGCCUCGAUUAGUUCGACGAAUGAUGACUUCAAGCUGCGGCACAGCAGACUGAUCUCCUCCCAGUUUGGGUGCAUCUACGAUGAACUGCGCCAUGGCCAUCAUUAUGUGAACGCAAAGCGGGAGAUGCUGGAGAUUUCCUUUGAUCUGCCCAGCGACCUUUCAGAUGAGGGAUAUGCAUUCGAGUACUUGAAGAGGGCCUCCAGCGCCUUCCUGCUGAAGAUGUUCAAUCUGAAUCCCAGGGUGAGGAUGGAGUACACAUUUUUCUUUCUUUCGGCCAUGUUCGGCGCCUUUCCGGAGCUCGAUUACUGCCUGAUCAGGGUGCCACCAACAGUGACGCUGUCCAAGAGUCAGCGAGAGUUGAUUCGGUUCUUCUUGCGCACUGCUCAUCGUCCCGAUAGCUCUGUGUCGGACAGUCUAUACGUGGCCCAUCGCUGCACUCUGUUCGGGGACCUCCACAUAUUUCCCCUGAGGGAGAGCGAGCUCGAUGAGAUUACAGCCAUGCUGCGGCUGCCGCCCUGCACCAAGGAGAGUGAACAACCCGAUGGGGAUGCGGAGAGUGCGGUCAGUUGGUCAGUGUCCGACAUGAUCUCAACGGAGGUGUGCCAAAUCAUUGACCAAAUCUUCUCGGACGUUUUCCACAACGCCGAAACCGAAUUCACCUGCUACACCAUACACUGCGGCAACACCCAGUCGCGCACCAUUGUGGGUUUCAUUGUGCUGCGGCCCUUUACGGACUAUGACGCUCUCAGCAGGAAAUUCCUCCUGCCCCGAGAUGAGUUCCAUCUGACCCACAGGCGCGGCGAGAUCGUCAUGUUCAAGCUGCAUCCCCUGUUCCAGAUCUGGUGUGACCCGAUCGUUCGCUCUGUGGCCAUGCAGGAUAAUUAUCGCGAAUUGUAUUACUUCCACCAAUUUAUGGGCGUUUCGCUGCCCAACGAUCUCGUGUACAACAUGAUGCCUGUGGAGCCGCGUCGAGUGACGAGGAAUUGGUUUCCGCAAAACGACAAGGAUGGGCUCAAGCGGCAGAUCGACACGGUUGAUUUCCCCAAAAUUAACUUCUUCAGCGAUCAUCUGCACGUCGUCUGCCACAAUCUGUUGCCCAGCAAGCACAUGGGCAUUCCCAGUCCGCUGGUCAUUGUUGGCUUCUCCGACAUAUGUCGGGCCUUCCUGCGCCACAUUAUCUUCGGCUGGAACACGAAGGACUUUGCCAAUUUCAAGAGAUACAACUGCCUGCCGUUGCUGGACAUCACUGUGAUAGUGCCACAUGGCGUGGUGGAGGCGGCCUAUGACUCUGACUUCAGCUGCAGCUAUUGCCAGGGCAGCAAGCAGUGCUAUGUGAGCAUCGGCUCGAGCAAUCCCUUUGUGAAGGAUGCCACGCACCGGAUGGAUCUGCGGCACUGGGUGCAGUUUGUUCCCGGCAACCUGGAGUCCAUCGAUCGGACUGAGAAGGUGAUCCGCCUGUCGGACAGCUGCAACAUUCACUACGAAAAUCUACUCCUGCUGAAUGACAUUAGGUACGGGCUGAAGGACGAGGACAGCACUGCCCCGAUGCCGUACAACUAUGCAGCCAUCAACUACCGCCUCGACAAAAUCAUCCUCUACCACAAGCUGCAGAACAUAAUCGAGCGCGACAUCCUGUGCACUCCGAUCAUCGUCUAUGGCUACGGCAUGCCCGUGUACGAGUGCAUCAACUUUCUGGUUACCCAUGGCUGCCAGCCGGAUCACAUCACGUACGUGCAGCCGCACAUACCGCAGAUGUUCGAGCAAAUCCUCUACUCCAGAGAGGACGCUGGACUGGAUGCGAUUCUCGUAGAGAUGGUGGCCGAUCUGGGCGUAGAAAUUUACUUGUCCGCCAACUUCAGCAGACUCAUCUUCUUCCCCAACAAGGCUACCAUCGAGAGCGUAGAGUUCCAGCUGAUACCCAGUCGGAAUCGAAUCAUUUUGAACUGCGACAUCUUCAUCAACUUCGAGGAGAGUUUCAUGUGCUCAGGAUUCGAGAGAAUACUUCUUGACUCUGGAAUUGAGCUCGCCAACAAAAAGAUCAUUGUCAAUGAGGAGUACUGCACCAAUGACCCCAAUAUCUAUGCCAUUGGCCAAUACAUCGCCAUGUUGCCCAGUCCCAACUAUCAGUACACCCACACCAAUCCCCAGGAGUGUGCCGAGAAGCUGGCGUUCAUCCUAAACAUGCAGGGUGGAUCGACUCAGCAGCGGUUCUCGAAGGUGAACAUGUACACGGGACGGCUGCCCAUGGACUACCAGAUGGUGAAGAUAGUCUCACCCCAGCCACUGCUCAUGGGUCAGCUGUCGAGUGAGUUCAUGGAGAGCAUGACGACCUACCACGAUGGCGACUUCUGUCGCAUUCGACUGAAUCCCAAGAUGUUUGUCAUGGAGAUUGUGUGCGUCACAAAAAAGAAAAAAAGCCUGUUGUUUCUCGAAUACUUUUGCGGGCGGCACGUGGCUCUGCUGAACAACAUGAGGAAUCGGUGGCAGAGCGGCUGGAUAGAAAAUUUCCUCGACUACUUCGAACAGCCCUGGACAGAACUCUUGAUGCACGAACGAUUUCAGGAUCUGCAGCUGAAGAACCGCCGGACUCUGCUGGCCAUACUGAUGAUGGACACCACGACUAAUUUGUACAAGCCAGAGAACAGGGCAAGUUUGGAAGAGGCCCAGCGAAAGAAGCUGGAGGAGAACCUGAUCGACUUCGUGCGAACAUAUCGCAAGGAGUUCGUCAAUGAGUUUGCUCUGCCCGAGGAGUGGGCUAGGGGUACAGUGUAACACUUCUGUGGUUUCUUAGUUCGUUUGUUUAAUAUAUUUUGCGUACUUUAAUCGGAUCAUCCACUGGAAUUAGAUGGACAAUUCACACAGAGAGAGACAGUUACUGUAUUGCAUACAACGCUACAUAUCUAAGCCAAUAUAGUUGCGGUUUUUACAUUGUACAUACAACACACUAACACUAGUCGUAUAAAUGUAGAAGGGCAACGGACAAAGGGCUUAUCCUUCCCUUGGGAUUAUCCUAGAUACGUUUGUUAAUCGUUGUCAAGUUUAAUAUAACAUCCAUCCAUCCA